AUGGUGUUGGCAUUAGACUACAUGUCCCGCCCUACAGAAUACCGUAGCCCCUCGAGUAUAGUAAUUUAUACGGAUGGAUCUAAAAUUGAAGGAAAUGUGGGGAGCGCAUUUGCUGUCUUACAAGAAAAUAGUGUCAUUGCACAAUGGAAGGGCCAUUUGGCUAACAAUAACAGUGUCUUUCAAGGGGAAGCAGUAGCAAUAGCGCAAGCUAUUCGCUACUUGCUAACCCACCAAAUCCUAAAGGCUACUAUAAAGUCUGAUAGCCUUUCAGCUAUUUAUGCGAUUAGUAAUCCAGAACACCCAUCCAAAAUCAUUAGAGAUAUUCAACAAGACCUUAGAAACAUCAACGCCCAUGACAUCCACUUAGCUUGGAUAAAGGCACAUAUGGGUGAAUAUGGAAACGAAGUUGCAGAUACUCUCGCCAAGGAGGCCGCUUUUGGAAUUGCUGCUGAAAAUUCACAUAUCUUGGCCGCAUUCACAUUGAAAUUUGAAAUCUGCAUUACGUCUCAAAGCAAUCAGUAA
Messenger RNA from Stegodyphus dumicola, 522 nucleotides. Its product is annotated as ribonuclease H-like. NCBI's taxonomy places the organism in Eukaryota, Metazoa, Arthropoda, Arachnida, Araneae, Eresidae. The record is from RefSeq and is a predicted model, not a curated record.